GCACUGCCGAGGCCGCCUCCCACCCGCGGGAUCCCGGCGGCCACCAGCCAGCUCCUGCGUCCGUCCGUCGGCCGAGCAAUCUGUCCACGCGCGGAAAGCUCGGCGCGGCGGCCGAGGGGCCUGGGAGGGAACGGGCGCGGAGGCAGGACCGCGGCUCCCUCCCACUCCGGGGGGAGCCCAGAAGGCGGCGGUGCUGGAGCGCGAGCCGGAGCCGGAGCCGGAGACGAAGAGAGGCGGUCGCGAGCACGAGUGGGGUGGGGCGUGCCCACGGGCCCCCGCCCCCCUCGUCCCCCUCGUCCCCCAGCCCAGCUCCGGAGCCGCAGUCCAGGCGCACGCCCCGGGGGUCCGCGCCGCACCCCUUCCCCGUGUGUUCUGCAGCCACCCAGGCCUUCCAGGACACCGUGGAGAGGGAACAAGGGGGCAGGGACGCCCCCUUCAGCAGGAGCCGUCGGAGAAGGGGGCCCGGACUGGAGGGAGGCAAGAAGCCCCACUGAAGCCAGGCGCAGGGUCUGGGACGCAGUUGGGAGUGCAGAGGGCUGACUGAGAGCCGCAGGAGCAGCAGGCUGUGGCCCAGGCCUCCUGGGUGACAGGCCCUGUCUGGCGGGGAAGAGGGACCAGAGACAACACUGAAGAGGCUGGACCUAGAACGGGGGCGGCUGCCUCACUCCCUACCUGAGCCAGCCGAGGGGGCCAAGGACUUUAGAGCUGUUUCGUCCGGCAUAAGAGAGACACUUGCUUUCCAGGGCAGCACCCUUUAUCCGAGAAGGCUCUGCAGGGAAGAGGUCUUUGCAGCCUGGAUGGCCACCCCACAUUCCUUUAACGGAGGCCUCUAGGCCUCAGAGAGAACCCAGAGUUAGAAAGGAGGCCAGACGGUCCUUGCUGUCCCCCUGGGGAGAGAGGAAGUUGCCGCCUGCUGCCAGGCCCAGGAGUAGCUGGGCCUGCAAUAGUGGGGGACCUGGCCCCUGAGGCAGUGGCGGCCAUGUCACGGCCAGGCCACGGUGGGCUGAUGCCUGUGAAUGGUCUGGGCUUCCCACCGCAGAACGUGGCCCGGGUGGUGGUGUGGGAGUGGCUGAAUGAGCACAGUCGCUGGCGGCCCUAUACGGCCACCGUGUGCCACCACAUUGAGAACGUGCUGAAGGAGGACGCUCGCGGCUCCGUGGUCCUGGGGCAGGUGGACGCCCAGCUUGUGCCCUACAUCAUCGACCUGCAGUCCAUGCACCAGUUUCGCCAGGACACAGGCACCAUGCGGCCCGUGCGGCGCAACUUCUACGACCCGUCGUCGGCGCCGGGCAAGGGCAUCGUGUGGGAGUGGGAGAACGACGGCGGUGCAUGGACGGCCUACGACAUGGACAUCUGCAUCACCAUCCAGAACGCCUACGAGAAGCAGCACCCGUGGCUCGACCUCUCGUCGCUGGGCUUCUGCUACCUCAUCUACUUCAACAGCAUGUCGCAGAUGAACCGCCAGACGCGCCGGCGCCCAGUACCCAAGCCUGCCAAGGGCACCAUUUGCUUGAAGAUGCUUUCUGGUGCCAACUGUGCCUGCCAAGGACAGGUGACCAGACAGCAUUGGACAGGCUGUGACCUGAACAGGCAUGUCAAGAGCCAAGGCGGCUGCUGCAGCUCCUUCUCCAGCUGUCACUGCUCCCAGCCCUUCCUGUCCCCUCUCAUGGCACAUCCCCCAAGGCCUUCAGGCUGCCCCCUGGAUUUCAGAACACCCCUCUUCAUCAGAACGGUCCCCGCGCUCCCGGUGAAGAAUUUGAAUGGUACUGGGCCAGUCCAUCCGGCCCUGGCAGGGAUGACCGGGAUACUGCUGUGCGCGGCCGGGCUGCCCGUGUGCCUGACGCGGGCCCCCAAGCCCAUCCUGCACCCGCCGCCAGUGAGCAAGAGCGACGUGAAGCCCGUGCCCGGCGUGCCCGGGGUGUGCCGCAAGACCAAGAAGAAGCACCUUAAAAAGAGUAAGAAUCCCGAGGAUGUGGUUCGAAGAUACAUGCAGAAGGUGAAAAAUCCACCUGAUGAGGACUGCACCAUCUGCAUGGAGCGGCUGGUCACAGCGUCAGGCUACGAGGGCGUGCUUCGGCACAAGGGCGUGCGGCCUGAGCUCGUGGGCCGCCUGGGCCGCUGCGGCCACAUGUACCACCUGCUGUGCCUCGUGGCCAUGUACUCCAAUGGCAACAAGGAUGGCAGCCUGCAGUGCCCCACCUGCAAGGCCAUCUACGGGGAGAAGACGGGUACGCAGCCGCCUGGGAAGAUGGAGUUCCACCUCAUCCCCCACUCGCUGCCUGGCUUCCCUGACACCCAGACCAUCCGCAUCGUCUACGACAUCCCCACAGGCAUCCAGGGCCCUGAGCACCCCAACCCCGGAAAGAAGUUCACCGCAAGAGGAUUCCCUCGCCACUGCUAUCUACCCAACAAUGAGAAAGGCCGGAAGGUGCUGCGGCUGCUCAUCACGGCCUGGGAAAGAAGACUCAUCUUCACCAUCGGCACCUCCAACACCACGGGCGAGUCGGACACCGUGGUGUGGAACGAGAUCCACCAUAAGACCGAGUUUGGAUCCAACCUCACGGGCCACGGCUACCCGGACGCUAGCUACCUAGACAACGUGCUGGCCGAGCUCACAGCCCAGGGUGUAUCCGAGGCUGCAGCCAAGGCCUGAGGCCCAAGGCUGCCCACCUUCCCUCCUGCUUUGCCCCUGGUCCGGCAAAUGCCUCCUUCGCCAGGUGUGUCCUGGUGGCCCAGGUUCAGGGCUGGGGAGGAGCCUGCGGAAGGAGCCGCAGCCAUUCGGGGGACCUGCCUGGUGGCAGCUGGGAUGAAGAGAGAUGGCAUGUCAGGCUGGCUCCGAAUCAUAGCUCCCUGAGAGGGCCAUGCAGAGAGUACUGGAAACCUCCCUACCAAAAAGACAGAGACCCGCCCCCUCACACACACACACACACACACGUCCUGUUGAACUCAUGCACGCACACCCACGUGCCUCUACUUGCCCCCAGGCUGGAAGAGAAGCGACAGAAAGACCCCAUGACCCCCCCAUGUGGAUCCCCAUCUGUGUCUCAGUUGCAUCCGUACAGCCUUGUCUGCAAACUGGAGGAUGCAGGGCAAGCCCUUAGGGGCCUGCCAGGGCUCGGGGGGCAAACAGGGACUUGGGAAACUCAGUGUACCCCCGAUGCCUCACCCAUUCCAUGUCAUCACCCAUGUCUGCCACCCACUGAUUGGGCAAUGGUGGGCCCAUGGGGUGGAAGCCCCCAGAUGACUGGGCAGUUCUACAAAAGAAUGGCCAGUGCAAGCGGGGACUAGAGGGUCCUGAUUUUGUGUUUGUCCCUCUUCAUCUCUCUGGACUCUGAUCUCCUUCUCCCUUCCCAUCUCCAGGCCUUCUGUCUGUCCCAGAUAAAGGCACUGUUCUCCCAUCCUCCCUGUCCCAUCCUCUCCACCUAAUCGUUCCCAAUUUUGAGAGCCAAAGGCUGGCGCUUCUGACUUCAGGAGCGAGAGGAGGAGGCCUAGUUUGGGCCCAUGUAUUUUAAAGCAGAGUGGACAGCAGAGAGUCAAUUUCCCUUUCGUUGGGAGUGGGCAGUGGGGUGGCUAAUCGUCUCCGGCCAACCAGGGGCCCGUUGCCCAGGCAACUCACCAGCUCUGCCUCUGCUGAUUGGCUGCCACGGUGGGAGUCAGCCAAGAUUUAAAGGUAUGCCAGCGAUUGCUCUUUUCAAAACCUACCAGUCCCACUGUGGGUGGAGAAAUAAAUGGUCUUUCUCCUCCU
Molecule: messenger RNA, 3745 nt
Organism: Mandrillus leucophaeus (drill)
Lineage: Eukaryota; Metazoa; Chordata; Mammalia; Primates; Cercopithecidae
Gene: DTX1
Product: deltex 1, E3 ubiquitin ligase
Exons: 11
Coding region: 980-2653 (557 amino acids)
Biological process (GO): Notch signaling pathway; protein ubiquitination
Cellular component (GO): nucleoplasm
Molecular function (GO): zinc ion binding; ubiquitin protein ligase activity
Source: RefSeq, a predicted model, not a curated record